GAGGGCUCAGACGUGAUAACACCUGUGGUUCCCCAUCCUGGUAGGAGCUGGCGUGACAUCUGCUGGCUGCCUCCACUCCUCUCCAUUAGCCAGAGAUAUUGGAUUUCCCACCCAGAAUCUUUAGGCAAAUGAGCCCAAAGCUGGUGAGAGUGUGGAAGUGCUUGAAGCAGGCUGCUUGGACCACAGGGAGCAGUCGCUGUACAUGAACAACAUUCUAAUGGUGCCUUCCAUAAAGUAUCACAGCAGCCUCCUAAAAGAUCAUGAUUCUGGAAGGAAGUGGUGUAAUGAAUCUCAAUCCCAGCAGCAGCCUCCUCCACCACCAGCCGACCUGGACAGACAGCUACCCCACGUGCAAUGUUUCCAGCGGGUUUUUUGGAGGCCAGUGGCACGAAAUCCACCCCCAGUACUGGACCAAGUAUCAGGUGUGGGAGUGGCUGCAGCACCUCCUGGACACCAACCAGCUGGACGCCAGCUGCAUCCCUUUCCAAGAGUUUGAUGUCAACGGCGAGCAUCUGUGCAGCAUGAGUCUACAGGAGUUCACGCGGGCAGCGGGCACAGCGGGGCAGCUGCUCUACAGCAACUUGCAGCAUCUCAAGUGGAAUGGUCAGUGCAGCAGCGACCUGUUCCAGUCCACACACAAUGUCAUUGUCAAGACGGAACAAAAUGACUCUUCCAUUAUGAACACCUGGAAAGAAGAAAACUAUUUAUAUGACACCACCUAUGGUAGCACAGUAGAUUUGUUGGACAGCAAAACUUUCUGCCGAGCCCAGAUCUCCAUGACAACCAGUGGUCACCUUCCUGUUGCAGAGUCACCUGAUAUGAAAAAGGAGCCAGACCAUCCUACAAAGCCCCACACCAAAAAGCACAACCCGAGAGGGACUCAUUUGUGGGAAUUUAUCCGUGAUAUUCUCCUGAACCCAGACAAGAACCCAGGGUUAAUCAAGUGGGAAGACCGGUCUGAGGGCAUCUUCAGGUUCUUGAAAUCAGAAGCCGUGGCUCAGCUAUGGGGAAAAAAGAAAAACAACAGUAGCAUGACCUAUGAGAAGCUCAGCCGGGCCAUGAGAUAUUACUACAAAAGAGAGAUUCUGGAACGGGUGGAUGGACGCAGGCUGGUAUAUAAAUUUGGGAAGAAUGCUCGUGGGUGGAGAGAAAAUGAGAACUGAGGCUACCACCACUUGGAACACAAACCAAAACACACACCUAAUAAAUAAUAACCAGCGAAGAACUCCUGGACGUAAAUAUUUCAAAGACUACUUUUCUCUGAUAUUUAUGUACCACUAGGGAGAAAAAUCUACUGUCAAGAAGGAACACUACAGUUGAUGAAAUUUUUUUGUUACUUUGAAGUAUGUCCUAUAUGGAGAACAGAUGUGCACAGUUUUCUGUGAAAUAUGAUGCUGUAUGUGGUCAUGAUUUGUUUUUGCCUCUAUUGUGAAGCGUUUUUCCACAAGAAUAACAGGGCUUGUUGCCUUGCGCUUCUUGCUAAGAGAAAGAAAAAGAAAUUCAGAGGACAUUAAAUAUUUUCAUAUGCAAAAUGAUUUAGGAAAAGACAAUGUGUCCUUUGCACAUAAGCACUCACAUGACCUCAUCAAGAGAGAUGGACAUGGUUGUUGGGAUGGAGUUCAGGGUCUCAGAUUGAUGAGAUAAACCAGAAGAUUCUGGAAAGUUUAACUUGCUAUUUAGGAGCCAAGGCAUGGAGAAUGGGGACUUCCAAAAUCCAGGGUGGGGUGAAAUCCCUGCAUAAUCACAUGACUUGGAAUGUCCAAAUCAGUGAGAAGAAUAAUGGUGGGGGGCUUUAUAUUUAUUCAGGAAUGAUUUACCUGUUCUUCCUUUCUCCUAGAAUUGUUGGUGAAAAAGCUCAAGAGGAGGGGGGGGAGGGAAUGAGAGCAAUCCAGGGAAACCCCUCUUUGCAUGUAUUAUUCGUCUUCUGUCUUUGAGUCAUCUCUGUCUCGUCUGAAUUCAUCUCAAAGUGAAUGGUUUAUUGCUGAGACUUGCAUCCAGGGGAAAGCUUAAAAACAAGAAAGAAACAAAAGGCAGGGAGGAUAGAAAAGACAAACAGAAAAUUCAGCUCAGGAGUAAGGCAAUGGAAGCUUCUUCCCUAAUACUGAGAUUGUUCUGGAUAUCUGAUGACUUACUGGGCCAUGAAAUCCAGGAUGGACAUCUGUAGACAAUUUGAAAAUUGAACAUCUAGAUUUCCUUUUGCAACUUUGCUUUUUGGCUUCCUCAUGUUACUGACUUUCUCCUUCAUCCUGACUCCCUGUCUUCAGCAAUUAUAUGGAAGGGAGACUCUUGUUAAUAGGAAGGAGUGCUCUUCAUCAGCCAAUAGACCCCUACCACCGUGUCUUACCCAGUGAAGGUGAGCUAUUCAUACUCACUGGUUGCUAAGUACCUGCAUGCAUUUAGAAGGCUGGAAGUAAGAAGAAUUAAGAAUUCAUGAGGACCAUUAGGAGUGGUAAUCUUGGAGCACCCAUGAUCUGCCUUCUGAAAGUAUAACCAAAUUAGUUUCAUUUCUGCCUGGCUUGGUCACCUCCACGCAGCUUUUACUAACAAGUAACAAUUAUUGAGAGGACUGAGAAAAAUAAAACUGAGCAGCAAAGAUCCUGACUAUGCAACUUAGAUUAUUUCUGCAUAAAGACACCUGACUUUCCAAGGUUAGAGAAUCUGGGGGCCUUCCCACCAGUUGGCUGUAUGUGUAACACAUGGAUAUUUGUGUGUCUGAACAGUGUAAGGUUAUUAAGGGGAUCUGCCAGUUCUCUGCUCUUCUUUCCCUGGCUUUGCCUGUUCACCAUCACCUCUAUUUAGAUCUUCCCUGUGCUCACCCUUCCUCAAACCUAGAAGUUAUUUACACCCCUCUUAAUGGGGUUUGGCUCUUUCUGCAACCUUUCCUUUGAGGAACAGUCUUUGAUAGGGAGUAGGUAAGUCUGGGGAAUACUAAGGAGAACAGUUCUGCAGAUAAACAGCAAAUUGUGCUAUUUGUUGAAAGUGACAGUUUCUUGGCAUCUGGUACUUAUUUAAAUAGGCUGCAGUAUUAAGUUCUUGCAUACCUCUCUGUUGUCUUGGCCUGACUUUGCUGCCUUUUCUCUGGGCUAUUCGUGACUUGGAGAGCUCAAGGUAAUUGAGCCAGGCCAACCUGGGGUGUGAACAGAGUACUUCCUAUAGUGUUGAAAGGGAAUAGAAAGUCCUGCGGAGGAAUAUCCCUUUGUUUGGGGGACACACAGUGUUUCACUUGAGAAGCUCAUCCAUGAUAGAUGUCCACCUAGACACUAAACACAGUCUCCUGGAACCUCUUUAAGUCAAAGGCUCUGUUCUCCUUUCUUAGCAAGUUUUUAUGGGAAAUUAAGUCACACAAUGUACUGCUAGGUCUUCACAAGACUUAGACCAUCUGAGGUUCCCCUUGUCCUGACAAAACCUGAGCAAGGUCCUGGAUCCCAGAACACACAGUUUCUUGAAGGUUCCACGGAGCAGGCGAGACCCAAGUUAAGAGUUUUCCUUUGAAUAUAGCGAUCCUUCCUCAAAGUUCUUUUCUCGCUAGAUUGUAAGCUUUUUGAGGGCAAGGACCAUGUCGUAUCACUACUGCUUUCCUGGUACCUGGCAUGACUCAGGAACACAGUAAAUAUUUGUUGAAUUAAUGAAUGAGUGCCUUCUAGAAGACUUCUCUGGCUGGAAGGCCAUAUGUGUAAUUGGAACAUGAAUCAUUUCUUCACUGGAAUAAGAGCACUACAGCUGAAUCUUCCAGGACAUAUUAUCUAUUAUGAACAUUUUACUGUGAGACUUUUUAUUUUACCUUCCCACCAGCGCUGAAAUGAAACCCAAACAGGCUGUUUGGUUCCGGAAGUCAGUGUGUGUUGGAGAAUGCUGUUAACUUACUUGGAACUGUGAGACUUCUCUGGCACAAGGCACCAGUAAUUAACUCUUUGACCUAUUUUAACCAAUGAAGAUUAUGAAUGUGUUUAUAUGAUGUAAAUUGCUAUUUAAGCAUAAAACAGUUCUAAGUUUUAGCAUUUUUGGGUUGGUUUUUAUUUUUUUUUCUUUUUGAGAGAUGCUAAGGGAUCUUUUGAUAAGGUUAGCAAUGCAUGUUAGAUUUUAGUUUCCAAGCGUGUUGUUUUUCAGAUGUAUAAAAUAUUAAAAAAGGUAAAGCAGCAAGAGAGACAAUUAUAUUAUUCUAGUUUUUUAAAAAAGCAUUUGGUGAAUGUGUGCCUACUGUGUGUGCAGCAUGGAACCAUAUAUGUGAGGAUCUUGUCUAAUUAUGUAGAGUAUAGUAGAUCCUCCAUGUGUACCCCUGAAUGGAAAAACAUUGCAGUACUCACAGCAAAUUACCCUCAGCUUUGGUUCUUAGGAUUAGGUUUCUGGAAUAAGACAGCAUUGAAAGAGAAAAAAAAAAA
Heterocephalus glaber (naked mole-rat) is the source of this 4379-nucleotide messenger RNA. NCBI's taxonomy places the organism in Eukaryota, Metazoa, Chordata, Mammalia, Rodentia, Bathyergidae. The record is from RefSeq and is a predicted model, not a curated record.